This is a messenger RNA of Chanos chanos (milkfish), 1858 nucleotides long. RefSeq names its product serine/threonine kinase 25a (gene stk25a). The record is from RefSeq and is a predicted model, not a curated record. Bases 310 to 1584 code for a protein of 424 amino acids. Gene Ontology annotation, biological process: protein phosphorylation. Lineage: Eukaryota; Metazoa; Chordata; Actinopteri; Gonorynchiformes; Chanidae. Gene Ontology annotation, molecular function: ATP binding; protein serine/threonine kinase activity. The transcript has 11 exons. Gene Ontology annotation, cellular component: cytoplasm; Golgi apparatus.
UGAGGGAGUCUCCCUCUUGUGAAAAUAAAAUACAGCCGUUAGAGAAGAAACUCCGCUGACAAACACAGCGAAUGGAUAUAAAUGUAUGCGGGCCCGCCUCAUAUUAAUGUUAUGGAGCAGCCGCUGGAAUGGCUUUGUUAGAAGAUAACUGAAUAGCGUCCUGUGUAUGUAUGUUUGACAGUGGAGAAGUGUUCGUGUGAAGGGGUCUCUGACAAAAAGAAGAGGAAUUUUUUUCUAGAAGCCUGAGAGACAACCCCCAGACCAGACGGGAAGGGCUUCGGUUACCUCUGCUCUGGCUUAGCGGCCAACAUGGCACACCUUCGGAACAUUCGGAACCAGAAUACACGUCUGGAUCCUGAAGAGUACUUCACCAAAUUGGAACGCAUUGGUAAAGGCUCUUUCGGAGAGGUCUACAAGGGCAUCAACAAUCGCACCAAGGAGGUGGUAGCCAUCAAGAUCAUCGACCUGGAGCAAGCUGAGGAUGAGAUUGAAGACAUCCAGCAAGAGAUCACUGUACUCAGUCAGUGUGACAGUCCCUUUGUCACCAAAUACUUUGGCUCGUAUCUAAAGGGUACCAAACUAUGGAUCAUCAUGGAGUAUUUAGGGGGCGGCUCAGCUCUGGACUUGCUGAAGGCAGGGCCUCUAGAAGAGGCUUACAUUGCCACCAUUCUGAGGGAGAUCCUGAAAGGACUGGACUACUUACACUCAGAGAGGAAGAUUCACAGAGACAUCAAAGCUGCCAAUGUGUUGUUGUCAGAGCAUGGAGAGGUGAAGCUUGCAGACUUUGGAGUAGCAGGCCAGCUUACAGACACCCAGAUAAAGAGGAACACGUUUGUGGGCACCCCAUUCUGGAUGGCUCCGGAAGUCAUCAAACAGUCAGCAUACGACUUCAAGGCUGAUAUCUGGUCAUUGGGCAUCACAGCUAUUGAGCUGGCCAAAGGAGAGCCCCCGAAUUCAGACCUGCACCCUAUGAGAGUGCUUUUCCUCAUCCCCAAAAACAACCCGCCUACACUUGAGGGCUCCUACAGCAAACCUUUCAAAGAAUUUGUGGAGGCUUGUCUCAACAAAGACCCUCGAUUUAGACCAACAGCCAAAGAGCUGCUGAAGCAUAAGUUCAUCACCCGAUACACUAAGAAAACCUCCUACUUGGCCGAGCUUAUUGACCGGUACCGGCGCUGGAAGUCUGAAGGCCACGGGGAUGAGUCCAGUUCAGAUGAUUCUGACAUGGAUGGAGAGGGAGAUGACCGGGACCAGUGUCCCAUGUGGACUUUCCCCACAGUUCGACCCAGCUCAAUGAGUAAACUACAGAGAGGCCUCAACCAUUCAGAAACUAAGACAGCAGAUGCAGUGAAGAGGCAGCCAAAGUCAUCGUCACUCACAACACUGAUUGUGCCCAUCUUUAGAGAGUUAAAGGAGAAGCGUCGUGUUAGUGGGGGGAGUGUGGGAGCUCUAGAGGAGCUGGAGAAUGCCCUUCAUCUGGCUGAGGAGUCCUGUCCAGGCAUCUCGGACCGAAUGCUCACACACGUGAUUGACAGAGUGUGCAGGUUUACACUCAACGGGAACACUGUAUCCUCCUCUCGAUGAGACCUGAUUGGCUGCCAGGCUGGAUGCACUUGCUCCUGUUCUUUAGUGUUUACCCUGCUCCCUGUGUCCUCUGUUUUAUUUGCCUGACCAUGCUAGACCUGGAUACAAUCCAAUGCCACAUAUCUUUUAAUUAGAGCUAAUGAUAAAAUAUUUUUUACUGUUUUCUUUAUAGAAUAAUGAAUGUUUUAAAACAACAAAAAAAAUAAGGUCUGUGUAUUUCAAAAAAAGGUAUGUUACACUUCGUCAUGUUCAAUAAACUGCACGCAUACAUGAA